Knipowitschia caucasica is the source of this 3252-nucleotide messenger RNA. The record is from the annotation of a GenBank genome assembly. NCBI's taxonomy places the organism in Eukaryota, Metazoa, Chordata, Actinopteri, Gobiiformes, Gobiidae.
AUGGCCCCCCGCAAAAGAGGAGGCGGUGGGAGCCGCGGAGGCCUCUCCUUCAUCUUCUGCUGCUUCAACAGCAGCAGUGACCAUCCAGAGAUCACCUACAGGCUGAGGGAGGACUUCGCUCUGCAGACCAUGGAGCCCGCUUUGCCCAUGCCUGGAUAUGACGAACUGGAUGGCAUGUUCUCCGAGCUCGUGGACGAGCUCGACCUGUCAGAGAAGCACAGAGAGGCCAUGUUCGCGCUCCCAGCAGAGAAGAAAUGGCAGAUCUACUGUAGCAAAAAGAAGGAACAAGAAGAAAACAAAAGUGCGACCAGUUGGCCAGAGUACUACAUCGAUCAGCUCAACUCAAUGGCAGCUAGAAAGACUCUUUUGGCUCUGGAGAAGGAGGACGAGGAGGAGAGGAACAAAACAAUAGAGAGUUUAAAAACAGCUCUGAGGACGCAGCCCAUGAGGUUUGUGACGCGCUUCAUCGACCUGGACGGCCUCACGUGUAUCCUGAACUUCCUGAAGACCAUGGACUAUGAGACCACCGAGUCCCAGAUCCACACGUCGCUCAUCGGCUGCAUCAAGGCGCUGAUGAACAACUCCCAGGGCCGCGCCCACGUCCUGUCUCACUGCGAGAGCAUCAACAUCAUCGCCCAGAGCCUCGCCACCGACAACAUCAAGACCAAAGUGGCUGUGUUGGAAAUCAUGGGGGCCGUGUGUCUGGUGCCGGGGGGUCACAAGAAGAUCCUGCAGGCCAUGCUGCACUACCAGCGCUUCGCCAGUGAGAGGACGCGCUUCCAGUCGCUUAUAAAUGAACUGGACCGGAGUACGGGCCGAUACAGGGACGAGGUCAACCUGAAAACAGCCAUCAUGUCUUUUAUUAACGCCGUGCUGAGUCAAGGGGCAGGAGAGACAAGCUUAGAAUUCCGUAUUCAUCUUCGGUACGAGUUUCUGAUGCUGGGAAUUCAACCGGUGAUCGACAAGCUUCGCUUGCAUGAAAACUCCACGUUAGACAGACAUUUAGAUUAUUUUGAGAUGCUGCGGAAUGACGACGAGUUGGCGAUAUCCAAACGAUUUGAGUCGGUUCAUAUAGACACAAAAAGCGCCACGCAAGUUUUCGACCUGAUUCGAAAGAAGAUGAAUCACACAGACGCAUAUCCGCACUUUAUGUCUGUCCUGCACCACUGCCUCCUGAUGCCUCACAAGAGGAGCGGGAACACGGUGCAGUACUGGCUUCUUCUGGACCGGAUUGUGCAGCAGAUGGUCCUGCAGAACGACAAGGGCCACGACCCCGACGUCACACCCCUCGAGAAUUUCAACGUGAAGAACGUGGUCCGGAUGCUGGUGAACGAAAACGAAGUGAAACAGUGGAAAGAGCAGGCUGAGAAGAUGAGGAAAGAGCACCACGAGCUGCAGCAGAAGUUCGAGAAGAAAGAGCGUGAAUGUGACGCCAAGACCCAGGAGAAGGAGGAGAUGAUGCAGACGCUCAACAAGAUGAAAGAGAAGCUGGAGAAGGAAAGCACGGAGCACAAAAACGUCAAGCAGCAAGUGUCGGAGCUGACUGCGCGUCUGCACGAGCUCAGCCUCAGACAGGCCACCAUGGUACCUGGAGGACCCCCCCUCACCCCAGGACCACCCGGAGGACCUGUGCCCCCUCCACCACUUCCACCGUUUGGAGGCAUGUGCCCACCGCCUCCCCCUCCUCCUCCACCAGGGGGCAUGCCUCCUCCCCCUCCCCCACCACCUCCUCCUGGUGGACCUCCUCCUCCCCCCGGACGCCCACCCAUCGGAGGAGGCAUCCCCCCACCGCCUGGAGCCCCGCUGGGACCAUCCCUCCAGAAGAAGAACAUUCCCCAGCCGACCAACGCGCUCAAAUCCUUCAACUGGUCCAAGCUGGCGGAGAAUAAACUGGAGGGGACGGUCUGGAUGGAAGUGGACGACGCAAGGGUCUUUAAAAUACUCGAUUUGGAAGAUAUUGAAAAGACCUUCUCAGCCUAUCAGAGACAACAGGACUUCUUUACGAUCAAUAACAUCAAACAGAAAGAGGCUGAGGAUGACACACUCGGUGCUAAAAAAGUCAAAGAGCUGUCUGUUAUCGAUGGCCGUAGAGCCCAAAACUGCAACAUUCUGCUUUCGAGACUGAAGCUUUCAAACGAAGAGAUCAAGAGAGCAAUCCUGACCAUGGACGAGCAGGAGGACCUCCCUAAAGAUAUGCUGGAGCAGCUGCUCAAGUUUGUCCCAGAGAAGAGUGAUGUGGAUCUGCUGGAGGAGCACAAACACGACCUGGACCGAAUGGCCAAAGCCGACCGCUUUCUUUAUGAGAUGAGCAGGAUAAGCCAUUACCAGCAGAGACUUCAAUCAUUAUACUUUAAGAAGAAGUUUGCAGAGAGGAUAGCGGAAAUCAAACCCAAAGUGGAAGCCCUGACCAGAGCAUCAAAGGAGAUCUUGCACAGUAGGAAUCUGAAGCAGCUGCUGGAGGUGGUGCUGGCGUUUGGAAACUACAUGAACAAAGGCCAAAGAGGGAACGCGUACGGCUUCAAAGUGUCCUCCCUCAAUAAGAUCGCAGACACCAAAUCCAGCAUCGACAAGAACAUCACACUCCUUCACUAUUUGAUAACCAUCCUGGAGAAGAAGUAUCCCAAAGUGCUGAUGUUCCAAGAGGACCUCAAAAGCAUUCCAGAGGCAGCCAAAGUCAACAUGACUGAGUUGGAGAAGGACAUCGGGAACUUGCGGAGUGGCCUGAAGAGCGUAGAAAGCGAGCUAGAAUACCAGAAGAAGCGACCACAAGAGCUGGGCGACAAGUUUGUGUCUGUGGUGAGCCAGUUCAUCACGGUGGCCAGUUUCAGCUUCUCCGACGUGGAAGACUCGCUCGCCGAGGCCAAGGAGCUGUUCGUCCGGGCCGUAAAGCACUUUGGAGAGGAAGCCGUGAAGAUGCAGCCGGAUGAGUUCUUUGGCAUCUUUGACCAAUUCGUGCAAUCGUUCAGCGAAGCUCAACAGGAGAACGAGAACAUGAGGAAACGCAAAGAGGAGGAGGAGCGCAGGGCCAAGAUGGAGGCUCAGCUUAAAGAACAGCGGGACAAGGAGCGAAAGGCGCGGAAAGCAAAAGCCAACGGCGAAGACGACGGAGGAGAGUUUGACGACCUGGUGUCGGCUCUGAGAUCGGGAGAAGUGUUCGACAAAGACUUGUCCAAAAUGAAACGAAACCGAAAACGCAUAAACAGCCAAAACACGGACUCCAGAGAACGGCCCAUCACCAAACUCAACUUCUAA